Molecule: messenger RNA, 2444 nt
Organism: Gastrolobium bilobum
Lineage: Eukaryota; Viridiplantae; Streptophyta; Magnoliopsida; Fabales; Fabaceae
Exons: 13
Coding region: 79-2262 (727 amino acids)
Biological process (GO): tRNA methylation; tRNA wobble uridine modification
Molecular function (GO): flavin adenine dinucleotide binding
Source: RefSeq, a predicted model, not a curated record
AGAGCUGUUUAAGAAAACUGUGAUAAUUCGUUUUAUCAUAAUUUCGCGUUCCCAUUAUUUUGAGAACCAAAUGCGAUAAUGGCAACGGCGCUGUUCACUCUCCAUCUCUGUCACUUCGGCCGAAAUUUACGAAAAACACUCUUCUCCACUUCCUCUUGUACUCUUCUGAACCCUCGUGACUUCACAUUCCGUCGCAAGUUCCGUCGCCGAAUCUCCUUCUCUGGCUCCACUUUCUCCCGCCGCUUCUCCGCCGUCGCAGCCGGUUCCUUCUCCCGAGAUUAUGAAAUCGGAACAGCAGAUGAAAAAUAUGAUGUGAUUGUAGUUGGAGGAGGGCACGCAGGCUGCGAAGCCGCCCUCGCCUCUGCACGUUUGGGAGCAAGAACUCUUCUUCUUACUCUGAAUAUUGACCGUAUUGCGUGGCAGCCUUGCAAUCCAGCAGUUGGUGGGCCUGCAAAGUCCCAACUUGUUCAUGAAGUGGAUGCGCUAGGUGGUGAAAUAGGGAAGAUUGCUGAUAGAUGUUACUUACAAAAGCGUGUACUCAAUGUCUCAAGGGGUCCUGCAGUUCGUGCAUUACGUGCUCAAACAGAUAAAAGGGAAUAUGCCUUGCAAAUGAAAAAUGUAGUAGAAAGAGCUCCAAACCUUUAUAUUCGGGAGGCUAUGGUCACAGAUAUUUUACUGGGGAAGAAUGAUAAUGUGGAAGGUGUUUGUACAUUUUUUGGAAUGAAAUUCUAUGCUCCAUCUGUAAUUCUGACCACAGGAACUUUUCUGAGUGGUAAAAUUUGGGUUGGUAGAACUUCUAUGCCUGCAGGAAGAGCUGGCGAGUCUGCUUCACAUGGAUUAACUGAGAACUUACAGCGACUUGGUUUUGAAACUGAUCGGUUGAAAACUGGAACCCCAGCACGAGUGGACAUUCGCACCGUAAAUUUCUCAGGAUUAGAACCUCAGCAUGGAGAUGAAGAGGUUGGCUGGUUUAGUUUUGACCCUGAUGUCCAUGUUGAAAGAGAACAGAUGUGCUGCUACCUAACCCGUACCACAAAUAGUACUCACCAGAUAAUAAGAGAGAAUUUACAUGAAACUCCCACUUAUGGAGGAUGGGUUGAAGCCAAAGGACCUAGAUACUGCCCUUCCAUAGAAGAUAAGAUUGUAAAAUUCCAAGAUAGAGAGUCUCAUCAAGUAUUUCUUGAACCAGAGGGUCGGGAUGUGCCUGAGCUUUAUGUGCAGGGGUUCUCGACGGGUUUGCCGGAGAGAUUGCAAUUACCUUUGCUGAGAACUUUGCCUGGACUUGAGAACUGUUCAAUGUUGAGGCCUGCAUAUGCUGUGGAGUAUGAUUAUUUACCCGCCCACCAAUGUGCUAGGUCUCUUAUGACAAAGAAAAUACAAGGAUUGUUCUUCUCUGGUCAGAUAAAUGGAACUACUGGCUAUGAAGAAGCUGCAGCACAGGGCAUUAUCUCUGGUAUCAAUGCUGCGAGACAUGCAGAUGGUAAGCCACUCAUUGUUCUUGAGAGGGAGAGCAGUUAUACCGGAACUUUAAUUGAUGAUCUAGUUACCAAGGACCUGCGAGAGCCGUACCGCGUGUUAACAAGCCGCUCAGAGCAUCGGUUACUCUUGAGAUCUGAUAAUGCUGAUAGCCGUCUUACUCCUUUGGGUCGUGAAAUUGGGUUGAUAGAUAAUAGACGCUGGAAACUGUACCAGGAGAAGCAGGCUCGGAUUUCUGAGGAAAAGAAGCGAUUGAAAAUUGUCAGGAUUUCAGGAGGGGAUUUGGCUGCGGAGGUUACUCUUCUGUCUGAUCAGCCUGUAAAGGACUCUUCAACAUUGGAAAAUCUUCUUAAGAAACCACACAUACACUAUGGAAUUCUUGAUAAGCAUGGUUUUGGUAACAAAAACUUAUCAAGAAUCGAAAAAGAAUGUGUUGAGAUCGAUAUUAAGUAUGAAGGUUUCAUCUUGCGUCAGCAAAGUCAACUUCAACAGAUGGUUACUCAACAACACAGAGCACUUCCUGAAGACUUGGAUUACUAUGCAUUGACAACUUUGUCUCAUGAAGCUCGUGAAAAACUCUCCAAGGUUAAGCCUCAAACCAUUGGUCAGGCAAGCAGAGUAGGUGGGGUGAGCCCUGCUGAUAUCACUGCUCUACUCAUUGUGCUCGAAGCCAAUCGGAGGAAAGCUCAAGAUCAAAGGAGGUACCAGAUGAUGACUGCCAUUCGAGCAAAUACCGAAGAUGAGGUGCCUGAAGUUUCUUUGACUGAAACGGUCAACUCUGGAUAAGUUUUUAUGUCACUUUGUCACCUGACCAUUCUAUUGAUUUUGACAUUUAGCUGUGCCAUAUUGUGUAUCUGUAUGAUGUAAAGGCUACAAAAUCAUUGUACUAAAAAAAAAAGAAAAAAGCUACAAAAUCAUAGAUGAAUAGGUUUACAGAGAGAUCGGAGAGAAAGGACAAGAAACUAAUU